Molecule: messenger RNA, 1539 nt
Organism: Saprolegnia diclina VS20
Lineage: Eukaryota; Oomycota; Saprolegniomycetes; Saprolegniales; Saprolegniaceae
Exons: 4
Coding region: 1-1539 (512 amino acids)
Biological process (GO): regulation of transcription by RNA polymerase II
Cellular component (GO): piccolo histone acetyltransferase complex
Source: RefSeq, a predicted model, not a curated record
AUGCUGAAUCGCCGCCAGAGCCUGCGCCCGCGGGCGCUGGACAUCCACUCGCGGAUUCGGAUCAUCCGGUCGGAUGAAGACAUCGUCAUGGAGGAAGACGAUGGCGCUGCGGGGCCGCAGAUCACGUCCUUCCAGGAGCUCGCCGAGAUGAUUGACGACCAGCCGGCCAAGCCGAAGCGCAAGAAGCACAUUCCGAUCCCGAUGAACGCGACGGUCCCCAACUACGAGAAGGAGGUGGCCCCGGACUUUGUGCUUCCGACGAGCUACAUCAAGAUGAGCCUCAACUUCCAGACGCCGGGCGAGACGUCGUCGUCGUCGUCGACCUCGACGAACGCGGCCACGACCAAGACCGAGGUCGACUUGGAGGUCGAGGACAUGGAGUGGCUCAAGACACACCCGCGCUAUGGUGAGCUCGGCGACCCGCGCUACCAGCUCUCGUACGAGCAGUUUGCCAAGAUGCUUGACGUGCUCGAGAAGGCGACCGCGCUCAUCAACCCUGGUGUCGUUACGCUGGCUGAAGCCGACGAAGUUUUCUUCAAGCAGCUGCAGAUCAAGACGACGCCGCUCAACCGCGUCGCCACUGACGUAUACAACUACUGGGUGAGCAAGCGCUCGGCGCUCAAGCGGCCGCUCUUGCGCAAGUACUGGCCGCAAACGCCGCUCAACGACACCAACCCGCACCUCGUGUUUCGACCGCGCGAGAAGGAGCGCUACAAGCUGCGGAAGCACCGGAAGAACGACAUGGAGGGGCUCCGGAAGCUCCAGCAGCUGCGCCAUGAUUUUGACCGGACCCGCCACCUCUUUGAGAUGGUCAAGCGCCGAGAGAAGCUCAAGCGCAUGCUGAUCGACUUUCUCGACGAGACGCGCCGGCAGUCGAUCCACGACAUGAUUGCCGCGGUCGUUCCGAGCAUGGGGCCGCGCCACCCUAAGAUUCCAACCGAAGAAGACCGCGAAAACAAGCACAAGAAGAAGAAAAAGAAGAAGGACAAAAAGCACCGACGCGACUCGAUCGAUGGCGAGAGCACAAGUCUGCACGGGAGUCCCGGGUCGCACGUCCUCAAGUCGGCGACGGCCUUGGAGGUCCAGCGCCUGCCCGUCCCUACAUUUAUGGACCCACGCCCGAUGGACAUGGUGGCCGAGGCGCCGCAAGAAACGGACGUCGCCACCGUCAUCUCGUUCCCGUCGUACCCACCGUCGACCGCGCAGUUGUACGCGACGAUGUUUCAGGAUCCGCCCCAGUACCGAAGCCGGUCGCGCUAUGGCCGUGGCGGGCGACUCAUUAUGGACCGCGUGCCGAUCUACAAGUCGUACGUCGAAUUCGAAGCGCCGCCGCUCGUAUCCGCUCCGCCCGCACCAAGUGGCCUGGCCGUGGCCGGUGUGCCAACGCCGACUGCGUCGAUACUGGCGACCCUCGGUGCCUCUCGCCAGCAGCGCAUGGAAGCGAUCUACAGCAUGAGCGACUCGGAGGACGAGCUCGUGACGAUGGACACGGUCGAAGAAGACAAGGUCCGCACGCUCAAGUACACGCUGGCCAUGUAA